Molecule: messenger RNA, 1759 nt
Organism: Drosophila eugracilis
Lineage: Eukaryota; Metazoa; Arthropoda; Insecta; Diptera; Drosophilidae
Gene: Nup58
Product: nuclear pore complex protein Nup58
Exons: 2
Coding region: 124-1707 (527 amino acids)
Biological process (GO): nucleocytoplasmic transport
Cellular component (GO): nuclear pore
Molecular function (GO): structural constituent of nuclear pore
Source: RefSeq, a predicted model, not a curated record
UUUAGCAAUGCUAGCUUCAGAUGCUUUCGCACAUUAAACAAUAUACAUUUCGCAAUUUGUAGCAAUAAAGUACAUUUAAAUAUAUAAAAUUAGUGUGUAAAUCGGUCAGAGGGCUUUCCCAAGAUGUUUACCCCCGAACGCGAACACCAGCCUUGGAGGAGCCGCCACCGGUACUGGCGCAUUCAGUUUUGGCGCGCGACCAGCGACGACGACUGCUCCGCCUCCAUCAUUCGGUGCAGCCACCGCCACGACGUCCUUUGGAGCUGCUCCAGCUGCCUCCUCCUUGUUUGCAGCUCCUGUUGCUACGCCAGCUUUCGGGGCACCAGCUGCGACGCCGGCUUUUGGCGCGGCUACCACUGCAGCGCCUGCUUUUGGAGCCCCUGCGGCCACUCCGGCUUUUGGAGCAGCAGCUGCAACGCCCGCCUUUGGAGCACCAGCUGCAGCACCCGCUUUGGAGCCCCAGCAGCCACUCCUGCUUUUGGAGCACCAGCAGCAACUCCCGCCUUUGGAGCACCAGCUGCUACUCCCGCAUUUGGAGUGCCAGCUUCCACACAGGCUCCAGCAUUCGGAGCUGCCGCACCCGCCGUGGGCACCGUGGCACCCACUUUCUCGUUUGCUACUCCGGCCACAAGUGCUCCGACAACAGCUCCGCCGGCCUUUGGAUUCGGGUCCACAGCUACAACGGCUGCAGCUGCUAUGCCAGCAGCUUUGGGGUCCGGUAUUGGAACCUUCGCCUUUGCCAAGCCACAAGCUACCACUGCGGCCAGUUUGAACUUUAGUACCACCACAACGACGGCGACGGCACAACCCUUCAAUACGACCCUCAAACUGGGAACUACCAAUGCGACAGCGGGCAUAGGAGGAGGGGGAAUCUUUGGCAAGCCAGCGGGCCAGGCGGCUGCACCGGCAGCGUCGACUUUUGUAGGUCUAGGCGGAAUCGAUGUGAGUGCAACGCAGCCCAAGUUGGGAGACAACAAACAGGAUGGCAUAAAGAUCAAGGAGACCCAAGUACCCGACGAGAUUGUCAAAACAGUGGAUGCCCUCAAAGUGUACAUCAAGCAGCAGAAGACCAUCUCCUCGGACAUUGGAAGGACGUCCACCUCCAAAUUCACCAAUGUGAGUCACGAGAUCACCAACUUAAAGUGGGCGCUGCAAAAUAUGGCCAACUCAGUGGAGGGAAACAACCAACAGAUUCGCCUAAUGCGACAAGAAACAGCCAAAGCUAUUCAAUCUCUGGAGAUGGCACAGCGCACGCAGGACACACCCGCCGGUCUGCAGUUCGAGAACAAUGCUCCCUUCCAGUACUUCCAGUGCCUGGUGGCAAAGUACGAGCAGGACUUAAUCGCGUUUCGACAGCAGAUUGCCUUAACGGAGCGCCACAUGCACGCUCUGUCCAAUCCGCAGAGUAUAUCGCCCGAGGAUUUAAAGCGUGGCUUUCGACAGCUGAACGAGAGUUUCAUAUCGCUGGCCGGGCGUUUGCAUGAGUUGCAUCAGCGAGUGGAGGAACAGAAGGAGCACUACCUAAACCUUAGGCGCUAUAGGCUGCGAGACGCCACCAAUGUUUUCGAGCGGAUCGACAAUCCUCCGCUGCCGUCGGUUGAACCUCAAAGAAUAAGCAGCGGUCCAACACCCUUCUCCAACAUAUCGGCUCUAAUGAAUAAGUCUUAUGUGACGGCCAAUUCCGCUAGCAAUACGGCGGGCAAGUGAAAAUGAAAUUUUUUUCCAGUUUGAAUAAAUUGUUAUGUACAAGAUACUAGAA